This is a messenger RNA of Onthophagus taurus, 1029 nucleotides long. NCBI's taxonomy places the organism in Eukaryota, Metazoa, Arthropoda, Insecta, Coleoptera, Scarabaeidae. The record is from RefSeq and is a predicted model, not a curated record.
AUGUAUAGUUAUUUAAAAAGUGUUGCCUCCCUCCUUCCCAUAUUUCUUAUUUCGGUUAGAUGUGAAAGUGAUACCUCAUACAACUCCACUGGUUUAAUUGAUAGAUAUCCCGGUUAUGGUGAGUCGUGGGUGUUUCUACCCGACGGUGAUGGAAAACCGAGAGUGGCACUUUUGGAAUUACCCAAUUGGAUAACAUCACGAAUAGGAAGGGCUGAAGAUUUAGUUAGUUUUACUUUAUUCACGAGAUAUAACGAAAAUGGGCAAGUUAUUUUUUUGCAAAAUUUAAAUUUAAAAAAUACCACUUUUGAUCCGAAUAAGGAAACUAAGAUUGUAACUCAUGGGUGGAUGUCCAAUGGGAAAAGCAAUACUUGUAUGGAUAUUAAAAAUGCUUAUCUUCAACUUGGAGAUUAUAAUGUUUUUGUGUAUGAUUGGGAACCUAUUGCUAAUAAUUUCGCUUAUCCCAUUGUUGCUUCAAGAGUGGAUUCGGUUGGAACAGAAUUAGCUAAAUUUGUUGGUUUAUUGAUAGCUAAUGGUUGCGAUAGGAUGAAAAUUCAUUUGGUGGGGCAUAGUUUAGGUGCACAUGUUACAGGUGUUGCUGGUUCUAAAUUUGGCAAAGAAAAAAUUGGGCGAAUUACAGGAUUAGAUCCUGCUGGGCCAUUUUUUUCAACGAGCAGAACUGAUCGUUUAUCAGAAAAUUCGGCUAAAUUUGUGGAUGUAAUACAUACUUCCGGUUGGGUUGUUGGAUAUGGAGAAUCGAUUGGAACAGUUGACUUUUUUCCAAAUGGUGGAAUCCCACCUCAACCUGGUUGCUCUGGAUUACCUGAAAUUAUAGAGGGAUGCAGUCACGCACGAAGUUGGCAAUUAUUUAGAGAUAGUAUAGAAAGUGCUAAUAAAUACAUGGCAAAAAAAUGUGAAAGUUACGGAGCGUUUAAAAUGAAUAAAUGUGACGGAGAUAUGAUUUCGAUGGGCGAACACGUUAGAAACGAUGCCAAAGGAAAUUACUAUUUGAAAACGAAUUCUAAUUAUUAA